UAUCUUCCACAUUGUAAAACAAUGACUUUAACCCUUGUCUUGUUUUUCAUUUUUGGGACCUUGGCAUCUCAAGCCAUGUCGCGCACAAUUCAUGAAGCUUCCAUUGCUAACAAACAUGAGCAAUGGAUGGCUACUUACGGUCGAAAAUAUGAGAGCAAAUCAGAGAAGGAAAAGCGUUUUAAUAUAUUCAAGGACAACUUGGAAUAUAUUGAGAGCUUCAACAAAGCUGGAAAUAAAAGUUAUAAGUUAGGCAUUAAUGAGUUUGCAGAUAUGACCCAUGAUGAAUUCCUUGCAGCUCAUACUGGAUACAAGAUGCCACACAACCCAACCACUUCCAUAUCAACAUCAUUUAGGUAUGAAAACUUCUCAGAAGUUCCAACAAGCUUGGAUUGGAGAGAGAAAGGUGCUGUCACCGCUAUUAAGUACCAGGGAACAUGUGGAUGUUGCUGGGCAUUUUCAGCAGUGGCAGCCAUUGAAGGGAUUAUCCAAAUUUCAACUGCUAACUUGAUCUCAUUGUCUGAGCAGCAACUAUUAGACUGCAGCACAAAUGGAAAUCAUGGUUGUGAGGGUGGUUGGAUGAUGAAUGCCUUCGAAUAUGUUAUGCAAAACAAGGGGAUAACCAAGGAAGAAACUUAUCCAUAUAAAGCAAUACAGGGAACUUGUGACAUGGAGAAGGUUGCAGCCCAAGUUGUAGAUAUAAGUGGUUAUGAGAUGGUACCUGCCAAUGAUGAGGAAGCCUUGCUUAAGGCUGUAACAAACCAACCUGUCUCAGUUGCCCUUGAUGGGAGUGGACUAGACUUUCAACAUUACAAAACUGGAGUGUUCAACGGAGAUUGUGGGACUUCUAUGACCCAUGCUGUCACAAUUAUUGGAUAUGGAACUAACGAAGAAGGUAAAAACUAUUGGUUGAUCAAGAAUUCAUGGGGUGAGAGUUGGGGUGAAAAUGGCUACAUGAAGAUUGAGAGGGAUGUGAAUACCCCGAUAGGUCUUUGUGGCAUUGCAAAGAAAGCAUCCUAUCCAAUUGCAUAAGUUCAUAUAAAGAACAUUUCUUAUCUUGGUAUGUUUACGUAUGUACUAAAUAAAAGAUAGUUGUACUGUUUCGUUUCUUGUAAGUUAGGGUG
Molecule: messenger RNA, 1121 nt
Organism: Theobroma cacao (cacao)
Lineage: Eukaryota; Viridiplantae; Streptophyta; Magnoliopsida; Malvales; Malvaceae
Product: senescence-specific cysteine protease SAG39-like
Biological process (GO): proteolysis
Molecular function (GO): cysteine-type peptidase activity
Source: RefSeq, a predicted model, not a curated record